Messenger RNA from Malus domestica (apple), 959 nucleotides. Lineage: Eukaryota; Viridiplantae; Streptophyta; Magnoliopsida; Rosales; Rosaceae. The record is from RefSeq and is a predicted model, not a curated record.
GUAGUACUUCAUAUCAAAUAGGAUCUUCAUUUUCUUCUUCUUCUUAUUUCAGUGUUAGUUCAGCCAGCUUUCCUCGACCCGAACUACUAUAGUUCUCUGAUCCAACAGCUUAAUGUGAUAUGGAGAGGCUCACUUGAGUACUUGUGGCAAGAUACCGAUGCUGAAGGGAUCGAGAUCGAUGGAUUGUAUCAACUUCUUUGAAGGAGAAAAUUUAUGUGAUAAUUCAUGGGCUACAAGAAACUUUGCAUGUAGCUUUUGCAAGAGAGAGUUCAGGUCUGCUCAAGCACUUGGGGGUCAUAUGAAUGUUCACAGAAGAGACAGAGCUAGGUUGAGACUCCUACCGCCAACCCGUUCUUCAGAAAUAUGUCCUCAAAACCCUAGCCCUAACCCUAGCUCUUAUUUUUCUACAUCAUCAUCCUCAUCUCUUUCAUCAUGUCAUUCCUUGUUUUCUCCUUCUCUGAAGACUCUGGUCUCUACACCUUCAUCAGCUUCAUCUAUGGAUGAAAAUAAAAAACCGAGAUAUGACUACUGGCCGGAAAAUCACUUUCCUGAUCUGAUUCUCAAGAAAGGCAUGGGAGGUGGUGCUGAUCAUGAGGCUGGACAAAUAUUUAAGGGUUUUGCACAAAGAGAUGAUGAAUACUUCAACAAGAUUGAUCCGGAGGAAGAAAAUAAAAUAAUUAGGGUUGACUUGGAGUUGGACUUGGAUUUGGACAUAGGGUUGCUCAAAGAUCACAAGGAGGAAGUGGAUCUGGAGCUUCGACUUGGUCAUCUUUAGCUGCAAUAUUCUUCACUACUUUUGGGGAACUUAGUUAAGUUACUUAAGAUUUGAAAUUUGCUUUGUUUCCUUUCUUCUCUCAGCAAACCUUUAGUUAUAGUAGACUGAAAUUAUAGAUGGUUUGAGAAGGUUGAAUUUUAAUAAUAGAUCUACUGGAUGAUUAAACUUAUAGGUUUAUGCAACU